AUGGUUCAAGAUGCAUACGAUCAUUGCACGGCUGAUCCUGAAGUGUUUAAGAAAUUACUUGAAGAUGCCGAAAAAACAUUGUAUCCGGGCUGCACAAAGUUUACCAAGUUAUCUGCAUUGGUUAAACUGUAUAACUUCAAAACUACGAAUAGCCUAUCUCACACUGGGUUUUCAGACCUACUGAUGUUGUUGGGUGAUAAGCUGCCACUGAACAAUGAAAUACCAUCAUCCAUGUAUAAGGCUGGGAAGACGUUUGCUGCAUUGGGAAUGGGAUAUGAGAAAAUACAUGCAUGUCCAUAUGAUUGCAUACUCUAUAGAAAGGAGUACAAAGAUGCAACUUCAUGUCCUACAUGUGGUACAUCCAGAUGGAAGUUGAAGAAGAAUUCCACUGAAAUAAGAAAGGAUGUGCCUGCAAAAGCUUUAUGGUAUUUUCCACCUAUCCCAAGGUUUCGAAGGAUGUUCCAAUCAGCAAAAAUAACGAAGGAUUCGACAUGGCAUGCUCACGAAAGAGAUUAUGAUGGAACAAUGUGUCACCCAGCGGAUUCUCCAUCAUGGAAGUUAGUAGAGCACAAGUGGCUAGAUUUCGCUACAGAGCCAAGAAACCUUCGAUCAGCUAUUUCUGCAGAUGGAAUAAAUCCACACAGUUCCCUUAGCAGCAGGUAUAGUUGUUGGCCAGUUAUAAUGAUUACAUACAAUCUUCCACCGUGGUUAUGUAUGAAGAGGAAAUUUAUGAUGUUAUCAUUGUUAAUAUCAGGUCCACAACAACUUGGUAAUGACAUUGAUGUUUACUUGGCACCACUAAUUGAUGAUUUGAAAAUGUUGUGGGAGGUAGGUAUUGAAGCUUAUGACGCUUAUAAAGAACACUUCAGGCUGAAGGCUAUAUUGUUGUGGACAAUUAACGACUUUCCAGCAUUAGGUAAUUUGAGUGCUUGUACUGUAAAGGGAUAUUAUGCAUGUCCAAUUUGCAGUGAAGGAACAUGUUCUCACAGAUUAAAAUAUGGUAAGAAGAACACAUAUGUUGGCCACGGAAAAUUUCUUCCACGCUAUCAUCCAUAUCGGAGGCAAAAAAAGGCUUUUAAUGGUGAGCAAGAGUUUGGAUUAACCCCAAAACCAUUAACUAGGGAGGAGAUAUUAAAUAAGGUUGAAGGGCUUGUAACCAUAUGGGGAAAGAAAAAUAAAAAAGCAUUACAGGUUGGUGGUACAAAAUGUUGGAAGAAGAAAUCAUUAUUCUUUGAUCAUGAAUAUUGGAAGUACUUACAUGUUCGACAUAAUUUGGAUGUUAUGCAUAUUGAGAAGAAUGUGUGUGAGAGCCUCAUUGGUACGUUACUUAAUAUUCCAGGAAAAAUGAAGGAUGGAAUUAAUUUUCCCCUUGAUCCUGUAGAAAUGGGUUUGUGUGAAGAAUUGGCACCACAAAUUGGGGAGAAGCAAACAUACUUGCCUCCAGCAUGUUACACAUUGUCAAAGGAGGAGAAAAGAAGAGUAUGUACAACAUUAUUGGAAUUGAAGGUUCCAGAAGGAUACUCUUCAAAUUUGGAAAGUCGUGUAUCAAUGCAAGAUUUGAAACUUUAUGGUCUAGAAUCACAUGAUUGUCAUGUAUUGAUGCAACAGUUACUACCUGUGACAAUACGAUCUGUGUUACCUAAGCAUGUGAGACAUGCCAUUAUCAGGUUAUGUUUCUUUUUUAAUGCUAUUUGUAGCAAAGUAGUGGAUGUGGGAAAAUUAGAUGAGAUUCAAAAAGAGCUUGUGGUCACAUUGUGUUUGCUUGAAAAGUACUUGCCACCUUCGUUCUUUGAUAUCAUGGUGCAUUUGACAGUGCAUCUUGUUAGAGAAGUUCGACUUUGUGGACCAGUUCACUUUAGAUGGAUGUACCAAUUUGAGAGGUUCAUGAAGAUCUUAAAGGGUUAUGUUCGUAAUCGUAAUUGUCCUGAAGGUUGCAUUGCUGAAAGUUACAUUGUAGAAGAAGCUGUUGAGUUUUGUGCAGAGUACUUAUCAGGAGUGGAUGCAAUCGGGAUUCUUUCUAAUAGGAACAUGAUAGUUGAUGAUGAUAUAGAAAUUGGAAGGCCUUUAUCAAGUGGUUAUGUUGUUAUUGUUGAUCGUAAUGAAUGGGAGCAAGCACAUCGUUAUGUGUUAGAAAAUACAAGUGACAUUCAACCAUACAUUGAGUAA
Messenger RNA from Camellia sinensis, 2166 nucleotides. NCBI's taxonomy places the organism in Eukaryota, Viridiplantae, Streptophyta, Magnoliopsida, Ericales, Theaceae. The record is from RefSeq and is a predicted model, not a curated record.